GGGCAACACCAGGGUGGAGGAAGCCUGCGAAAUGUACACCAGGGCUGCCAACAUGUUCAAGAUCGCCAAAAACUGGAGCGCUGCAGGAAACGCGUUUUGUCAGGCGGCCAAGCUGCACAUGCAGCUGCAGAGCAAACACGACUCGGCCACCAGCUUCGUGGACGCUGGGAACGCCUACAAAAAAGCAGACCCGCAAGAGGCCAUCAACUGCUUAAAUGCAGCUAUCGAUAUCUACACCGACAUGGGGCGAUUCACUAUCGCUGCCAAGCACCACAUCACCAUUGCGGAGAUCUACGAGGCCGAGCUGGUAGAUAUUGAAAAGGCGAUCGCGCACUACGAGCAGGCUGCAGACUAUUACAAAGGAGAGGAGUCUAACAGCUCAGCCAACAAGUGUCUGCUGAAGGUGGCUGCCUACGCCGCGCAGCUGGAGCAGUACCAGAAGGCGAUAGAGAUCUACGAGCAGGUCGGGACUAACACGAUGGAUAAUCCUUUGCUCAAGUACAGCGCGAAAGAGUAUUUCUUCAAAGCUGCUCUGUGCCACUUCAUCGUGGACGAGCUGAACGCGAAGCUUGCACUUGAGAAAUACGAAGAAAUGUUCCCAGCGUUCACAGAUUCACGGGAGUGCAAGCUAUUGAAAAAACUGCUGGAAGCCCACGAGGAGCAAAACUGCGAGGCAUACACCGAGGCUGUUAAAGAAUUUGAUUCGAUAUCGCGGCUGGAUCAGUGGCUGACAACCAUGCUGCUCCGCAUCAAGAAGUCCAUCCAAGGCGAAGGGGACGGGGACCUGAAGUGACUCGCUCGUGGUACCUGUGGCACGCAGCCCACGUAACCUGUUCUUGCGUUCCAGCCAAGGACCACCACGGGAUACGACGCCCGGCUUCAUUUUGUUGCUUACGAAUCCGAUGACUUGUGUGUUUCUUUAGUGUCCUGCUCUUUGUCGUGACAACAGGGGUAGAUGAGAAGCGAUGCUCCGGGUAGCGCUGGCAGAGCUUUGAGGCGAAUGAAGCGCUUCUGGCAGAAACCCUGCCUUGGUUUUGUUAGCCGUGAACCCAAAGGCUGCACUUGCAAAACUACUACUUUUUUUUUUUUCUUUUUCCCCCCGUGCUGUUCUGUCUUAAGGCUCUGUACCAUCGAUUCCAGCAUGUAAAUACUUUGUCCGUGCCAGUACAGUGCAAAUAAUUGCUUC
This is a messenger RNA of Pelecanus crispus (Dalmatian pelican), 1186 nucleotides long. The record is from RefSeq and is a predicted model, not a curated record. NCBI's taxonomy places the organism in Eukaryota, Metazoa, Chordata, Aves, Pelecaniformes, Pelecanidae.